AUGCGCAAACAUCCGACGAUCGACUGGCUGGCUACUGAGAGUUCUCAUCAUUUUCUCUCUGUUGAGUGAGUUGGAGGGAGUGGAAGUCACUGCAGAUGGAGGAGAUCAAACAAAAGAGUUAUGAAAAGCUUCCUAAAUCAAGUCGGGUGGAUCUUGCAACACUACAAAAUUUCCCAAACCCAGCCUGGGGGUCAGGGUUCAUGAAUAUCCUUGAAGAGAUUCCGAAUUACAAGCCGAUAGGGAAGGUGCUGCUAAAGAGUCCCCAGGGGGAAAGGGUGAGGGAGAUCCAGGCCCUCCACGAGAACGGUGGUCGUGUGGAUGUGCUGCACGACAUCUUCCAGACGUGGCUGAUGGAGGACGAGCAGGCCACCUGGGAGAAACUGGUGGCCCAUCUCACCUCGGCCGCCCUGAGCCCACUUGCUGAUACCAUCCAGUCCAGAUUACGUGAUUAUUAGGACUAUAAGGAUUACCACUGUCGUGAUUUUGAUUAUUUUUUGCAAGAGCCAGCACAAUGUGGCCUAUGCACGCGCCUGCGCAUGCGCGCUUCAUUGUGAAAACGCAAGCGGAAAAGCGGAGAGUUUGGGGUGUCAUUCUUCUUGGGUUCUCUCCUACUCAAAGCAGCCAUGGCUCGUAUUGCGGCGUUCCUCGUGUGUCUGGUGGUCCUCUGGGGAACCCAGGAGGCUUGGGGAAGACUGAGUCAACUGACUGACCUCCACAGAAAGCCAACCAACAUCGUGGACUUGACUUUUGAGCACGACGGUUCCCCGUCAGAGCUUGCUGCUGGUACUCACCAGCUACUGAAACGUCAAACAAGUCGCCAACCUCACGUGGACGGAGUUCACGAGUUCCACGAUGGCCAUUACCGUGCCAGAAUCUACUACCCCGGUGGUGGCAGUCAGGUCAUAAUUGUUCUCACUUAUGACUGGAUCAACAAUGUCGCAUAUCGCUCAUACCUUUACAGGUCAACCAACUAUGGGAGUACUUUCACCAACAUCAGCAGCACAGUGAACAAUGCCAUUCUCUACCAAAACUUCUAUGUGAAUGGGAGCACAUUGAUCUUUGUGGAUGCUGUGGUACCACUGCUCUUCUACACUGUUGAUGAGGGAGCAACGUUCACAGCAGUUGACUUGACUCCCAGCACUCUGAUCACCACUACUGUCGUCUACCACCCCACCAGAGACGGCUGGAUGUUGAUGCAGGACCAUCUGCAUGCCUUUCAUUCAGCUGCAGAUCAGGAGAGGUUGAUUGUAAUAUUCAGAUAACCACGAACUGUUGCUCCCCCCCUGUAGGGCUGAUGGUGACUGGGACGAUGAUGACAGGAGGAUAUACUUCAACACCACUACUUCUCAUCUCUGCAUCUCUGACUACCCGUACUCUGGAGAAGUAAAGGAAUUUGACUCAAAUCUGGAGUCCACAACACGUUUGAUACGUUUGAGAUUGUCGGUCGCUACAUAUUUGCCCAGAGAACAGACAGUGGUAUGGUGGCUCUGUACGUCAGUGACAGACGUGGGCCCCUCCAGAAAGCUCACAUACCAAUCCCUGGAGGUCACGAGAGGUACCUGGUGUCCCACAUAGACGACAUGCAGGCCCUGGUGAUAGUGGAGCAUGCAGGGGGAUUCUACAACCUCUACCUCUCAGAUGAGUCUGGUCUCUACUUCAGUCUCUCUCUCAAUGACAUUGUCAUUGAGGCUCUCUACGGUCGCUGGCAGAUUGACCUCGAACUGAUUAAUGGACUGAACGGGACUCUCAUAGCCAACCAGUAUGCAAGAGAUGGUCAAUUUCCAUUUCGCUCUGCCAAGAGAACACUCAUCUCCUCUGACAAUGGAGCCUUCUGGUCAGGGAUAUUGCCUCCUGACGAGGAUGUGAAUCGUGUUCCCAUCAACUGUGAGCCUCCCAACUGUACCCUCCACCUCCAAAUGGACACCUCCUACUAUGCCAGACUGGGUGUCUACUCCACCGAGUCUGCCCCUGGAAUUAUUGUUGCUCAUGGCAACACUGGUGCGACACUGAGUGGGAGCCCAGACCUCUACAUUUCUCGUGACGGUGGAAUAACCUGGGAGCAGACACUAGCUGGGAGCUGGGGGGUUAAUCUGGCAGACCACGGAGGGUUAAUGGUGGCGGCCAGGGACUACCACGAGGAGGAGUCAAUGGAUUUAAAGUACUCUUGUGAUGAGGGCUACUCCUGGACAGACUUCCAGUUCAUUAAUCAAACCAUCACGGUGUUUGGAGUGAUCACGGAGCCAGGUCACCACACAACAGUAGCCAGUCUCUACGGAGGUCCAUGGAGGAGAACCAGUAACCCGUUUGAGUGGACGGUGGUGACUGUUGACUUUGCUGGAAUCUUCCCUCGGCCCUGUGGUGACUCUGACUACUACGACUGGAGACCGUGGGAUGUGCGGACUGAGAGUGACUGUGUCCUGGGUAGCUCCAUCACCAUUGAGAGACGACUGCCUCAGAUCUGCUGUAUGAAUGGAAGAGAAUACGACCGAGAGUUUGACUUCCGCAUCUGUCAAUGCACCAGUGAAGACUAUGAGUGUGAUUAUGGCUAUGCUCGUGCGGACUUCAACUCUCCAUGUGUGAGGGACAAUAUCACCAUACUGCCCAACCCAUGUGGAGAUGGCAAGACCGAGACUUACAUGGCCAGCAGUGGGUACCGGAAGAUAGGAGGAGAUGUGUGUGCUGGUGGUGAGGAGGACAUGUACAAGAAACAAGAGGCUGACUGCUGCGCCCACCACAGUCAACCUUCAUCAUCAAACUCCACAGUUUACUCCACAAUUUACUCCACAGUUUACACCACAGUGGAUCAGCACAGUGGAGACAAGGGGGCGGAGCCUAAGGUCGUUGUGCUGGGGGUUCUCUUUGUUCUCGCACUCCUGAUCAUUGCAGUGUUUGUCGUCCUGUUCAUAAUGGUGUCCAUGAAGUACCAGACACUGAAGAAGAAGUAUGUUCGAGUGUUGACAGCGGCAGAGCCUGACCUGCGCAUGCUCAAUGAGAGAGGAGAUGAAGAUUACUCCACAGAGAACUUUGCUCCUGUUGCUGGUGGUGAGGAUGAUGAUGAAAAGCCACUGAUUCUGUAGCACUACGCUACUAAUGGGAAUGAGAACUGAAUCAAACUUUUUAAAUUGUGUAGAUAAUUCCCUUUUGUGUUAUACUACAAGAUACAUGAUAAUUUUGCAUUACAUCAUAAUUAUUUGAGGGGCAGGGUCGGAGGAGGAGUAGUGUGUGUCAGUGUGUAUCUGCUAUGGCUCGUAUUGCGGCGUUCCUCGUGUGUCUGGUGGUCCUCUGGGGAACCCAGGAGGCCUGGGGAAGACUCAGUCAACUGACUGAACUCCACAGAAAGCCAACCAACAUCGUUGACUUGAGUUUUGAGCACGACGGUUCCCCGUCAGAGCUUGCUGCUGGUACUCACCAGCUACUGAAACGUCAAACAAGUCGCCAACCUCACGUGGACGGAGUUCACGAGUUUCACGAUGGCCAUUACCGUGCCAGAAUCUACUACCCCGGUGGUGGCAGUCAGGUCAUAAUUGUUCUCACUUAUGACUGGAUCAACAAUGUCGCAUAUCGCUCAGACCUUUACAGGUCAACCAACUAUGGGAGUUCUUUCACCAACAUCAGCAGCACAGUGAACAAUACCGUUCUCUACCAAAACUUCUAUGUGAAUGGGAGCACAUUGAUCUUUGUGGAUGCUGUGCUACCACGGCUCUUCUACACUGUUGAUGAGGGAGCAACGUUCACAGCAGUUGACUUGACUCCCAGCACUCUGAUCACCACUACUGUCGUCUACCACCCCACCAGAGACGGCUGGAUGUUGAUGCGGGACACAUUGAAUGCGUUGUAUGUGACUGAGAACUAUGGAGUGCUAUGGACGUAUGUAGCACCGAAUGUGGAUACAUUCCAAUGGGCUGAUGGUGACUGGGAUGAUGAUGACAGGAGGAUAUACUUCAACACCACUACUUCUCAUCUCUACGUCUAUGACUACCCAUACUCUGGAGUGGCAAAGGAUUUAGACCCAAAUCUCAGCGGUCGCGAUACAUUUGACACGUUUGAGAUUGUCGGUCGCUACAUAUUUGCCCAGAGAACAGAGAGUGGUAUGGUGGCUCUGUACGUCAGUGACAGACGUGGGCCCCUCCAGAAAGCUCACAUACCAAUCCCUGGAGGUCACGAGAGGUACCUGGUGUCCCACAUAGACGACAUGCAGGCCCUGGUGAUAGUGGAGCAUGCAGGGGGAUUCUACAACCUCUACCUCUCAGAUGAGUCUGGUCUCUACUUCAGUCUCUCUCUCACUGACAUUGUCAUUGAGACUCUCUACAAUCGCUGGCAGAUUGACCUCGAGCUGAUUCAAGGAGUGAAUGGGACCCUUAUUGCCAACCAGUAUGCAAGAGAAGAUGCAGCCAGUCGUGCCUCUACUAGAAGGACAGUCAUCUCCUAUGACAAUGGAGCAUUCUGGUCAGGGAUAUUGCCUCCUGACGAGGAUCUGAAUGGUGUUCCCAUCAACUGUGAGCCUCCCAACUGUACCCUCCACCUCCAAAUGGACACCUCCUACUAUGCCAGACUGGGUGUCUACUCCACCGAGUCUGCCCCUGGAAUUAUUGUUGCUCAUGGGAACACUGGUGAGACACUGAAUAGCCUCCCAGACCUGUACAUUUCUCGUGACGGUGGAAUAACCUGGGAGCAGACGCUAGCUGGGAGCUGGGGGGUUAAUCUGGCAGACCACGGAGGGUUAAUGGUGGCGGCCAGGGACUACCACGAGGAGGAGUCAAUGGAGUUAAGGUACUCCUGUGAUGAGGGCUACUCCUGGACAGACUUCCAGUUCAUUAAUCAUUCCAUCACAGUGUUUGGAGUGAUCACGGAGCCAGGUCACCACACAACAGUAGCCAGUCUCUACGGAGGUCAAUGGAGGAGAACCAGUAGCCCGUUUGAGUGGAUUGUGGUGACUGUUGACUUUGCUGCAAUCUUCUCUCGGCCCUGUGGUGACUCUGACUACUACGACUGGAGACCGUGGGAUGUGCGGACUGAGAGUGACUGUGUCCUGGGUAGCUCCAUCACCAUUGAGAGACGACUGCCUCAGGUGUGCUGUCUGAAUGGAAGAGAAUACGACCGAGAGUUUGACUUCCGCAUCUGUCAAUGCACCAGUGAAGACUACGAGUGUGAUUAUGGCUAUGCUCGUGCGGACUUCAACUCUCCAUGUGUGAGGGACAAUAUCACCAUACUGCCCAACCCAUGUGGAGAUGGCAAGACCAAGACUUACACAGCUAGUACUGGGUACCGGAAGAUAGGAGGGGACGUUUGUGUAGGUGGUGAGGAGGACAUGUACAAACCCUAUACAGCAGACUGCUGCGAGAACAACUCUCCAAUUUCAAGCACCACUUCGACAUCCAGCUCUACCUCCACCUCCUCUUCAACCAGUACAAGAACCUCUUCAACUGCCAGCUCAUCUUCAACUUCAAGCUCUUCUUCAAACCCAACUUUAACUUCAAGCUCUUCUUCAAACCCAACUUCAAGUUUGAGCUCUUCUUCAGUUACCACUCACACUUUGAGCUUUUCUUCAAGCACAACUUCAACCUCUUCAAGCAGUGCCAGUACUUCUUCAACCUCGAGUUCUUCUUCAACCAGUACAAGUACUUCUUCAACCUCGAGUUCUUCUUCAACCAGUACAAGCGAUACUUCCAAUUCGCGCUCAACUUCAACCAGCAGUAGCACGGUGCCAACUUCAACCGUGACAGCCACAAGCACAGCGGCGAAAUCUGGGCCCACACCUGAAGUGGACCGGCAGAGGUCUGAGGGAGGAGAUGGGGACAAGGUGACAGCACUGGCUGUUCUCCUUGGACUGGCAGUAGUGACAACUGGUGUGUUUCUGAUCCUGUUCUUCGUUGUCUCAACUAAGUACCGGAGAGUGAGGCAGAAGUACAUCCGAGUUUUGACCUCGGCAGAGCCUGAUCUGCUCACACUCAAAACUGCAGAGGAUGAUGACUCCCCUGAGGCAGUUGCUCCAGCUGGUGAUGAUGAUGACGAUGACAAGCCCCUCCUUAUGUAGCUGGUGCAUUUUACAUCGGAUUUUUAAUGUUUGAUUUUACAUGACUCAAUGCAUUUUAGAAUAGGUGGAUAAUGUACUGUGUGUCAAUGUGUAUUACAGUAUCGGUAAACACUC
Messenger RNA from Geodia barretti, 6148 nucleotides. Lineage: Eukaryota; Metazoa; Porifera; Demospongiae; Tetractinellida; Geodiidae. The record is from the annotation of a GenBank genome assembly.